AUGCGAUUUCAAGCCGCGGCCACCAUCGGCCUGAUCACCUCAUUCCUCUCAUUACCAGCAGCCACAGACCGUGUUUUGAGAGACGGUUCGCCAGAGUCUGUAGGACUUCUCCCGGGGCCACUUGCACAAAUGCAGAUGAAUCUGAGCCAGUAUACUCGCCCAGCAAACUAUGGAUCCCACUCGUACGAUGAAGUACAUCCCAUUUUACCAGGAGGCUCUGUUAUCGUCGGCCACAAGGCAGCGGUCGUGAGCUCAUUCGCCUUCGGCAAUGCCAGUUUAUAUGCUAAUGCAAAUGGCACGCUUCUUCCACCCAACGCAUGGGUCUCAACAAAAAUGGACACGAUUUAUGACAUGGCUAGCUUAACGAAAGUAUUCACGGCCAUCACAGCAUUACGAGUCAUCGAUGACGGGAAAUUGGAUCUACACAAACCAGUCGCGUCCUAUAUUCCUGAGUUCGCAACGAAUGGGAAAGGGAAUGUCACCGUUCUGAUGCUGCUCACUCAUACCAGCGGGUUCCCUCCUGAUCCCGAACCAGGGCUAUACGACCCGAGCUAUGAGGAUAUGCAGCAGCGUGUCGAAGCAAUUAUUCAACAUAAACUGGCCAAUCCUCCUGGGUCAACCUAUACGUACUCGGACCUCAAUUUUAUGAACCUGCGCUUCAUGCUAGAGAAGAUCACCGGAACGCCAUUUGAAGAUCUUGUGCAUUCUUGGACCCGAAAUUUGGGAAUGACUAGCACCUUCUUCAACAAGGGUAAUAUCAGAGCUGAGUCAUUGGGUUAUUAUUCACGCAUGGCACCGACCGAGUACCAAAUUGAAGUCCUCGGCUCCUCUGAGCCUAAACGUCCCCAGCCGGUGCGAGGCACUGUCCACGACGAGAAUGCCUGGGCUUUGAAUGGAGUGAGCGGACAUGCGGGUCUUUUUGCUUCCGCGGGCGAUGUGGCCAUUUUCGUUGACUUGAUGUUCACCAACUUCAACGGAAAGUUUCCCGGCGAUGAACAUGGCGUUGGGUUUGAAUUGAACCAGUCUUACUUCUCUGGGCCUAUGGCUAAUAUCCAGGCUGGUGGCCAUACUGGGUUUACGGGCACAUCACUUGUGGUUGAUAGAGCUUCGGAUACAUUUAUGGUUCUUCUGGCUCAUGCUGUGCACCCGAAUCGGACUUGGUCUAGUAAUAAUAUCGUUCGGCAGGCACUAGGUUACUGGGUAGCUCGGUCGCUUGGUCGGGAUUUUGCUUUCCCGCUCUGA
Penicillium cosmopolitanum is the source of this 1242-nucleotide messenger RNA. RefSeq names its product serine hydrolase domain-containing protein. The record is from RefSeq and is a predicted model, not a curated record. The transcript is spliced from 2 exons. The coding region runs from base 1 to 1242 and encodes 413 amino acids. Lineage: Eukaryota; Fungi; Ascomycota; Eurotiomycetes; Eurotiales; Aspergillaceae.